This is a messenger RNA of Puntigrus tetrazona (Sumatra barb), 3412 nucleotides long. RefSeq names its product WD repeat domain 26b (gene wdr26b). NCBI's taxonomy places the organism in Eukaryota, Metazoa, Chordata, Actinopteri, Cypriniformes, Cyprinidae. Bases 341 to 2071 code for a protein of 576 amino acids. Gene Ontology annotation, cellular component: GID complex. Gene Ontology annotation, biological process: proteasome-mediated ubiquitin-dependent protein catabolic process. The record is from RefSeq and is a predicted model, not a curated record. The transcript has 14 exons. Gene Ontology annotation, molecular function: protein binding.
AAUGUCCGGUGACGUCAGCGCGUCUGGACGCCAUUAGAUCUGCAGCUGUUUGGAGAGAAACAACAACAACACGAACGAACGAGCCUCGCACGGAACGCGCUCUGGACCGCGGGAGCCCGACGCCUCUUUCCCCUCCCCCGGGCUUCACCGGCUUCUAACCACGGCCGCUCUCGGUGAGGAAACUCUGGCCUCCGCUUCCUCCUCCUCCGACUCGGACACCGGCGGAGCGUCGCCGCCCCCGCGGAAGAAGCACCGAGCCUCGGCGGCGGAGGGAGUAGGAGAGCCCGGGGCUUCAGAGGGCCUUCCGUCAGCGACCCACCUCAGCCGAACCGGCACCAACAUGCAGUCUAACGGGACCGGACAGGAGCAGAACCACCCGGCCAACGCGCAAAACGGAGAUGCCAACGGCCUCCAGAGCAACGCAGGCUCGGCUUCGGGGGCCUCCGGGACUGGUUCGGGUUCCCUGAAGAAGAAGAAGCGUCUGUCUCAGGCGGAGGAAGACGUGAUCCGCCUCAUCGGACAGCAUCUGCACGGCUUGGGGCUGAAUCAGACGGUGGAUUUGUUGAUGCAGGAAUCCGGUUGUAGACUGGAGCAUCCGUCAGCCACUAAAUUCCGGAACCACGUCAUGGAAGGUGAAUGGGACAAGGCUGAAAACGACCUCAACGAGCUGAAAGCAUUGAUGCAUUCACCCAACGCUAUUGUGCGGAUGAAGUUUCUGCUAUUACAGCAGAAGUAUCUGGAGUAUUUGGAGGACGGAAAAGUUCUGGAAGCUCUGCAAGUGUUGAGAGGAGAGUUGACUCCGCUCAAAUACAACACAGAUCGAAUCCACGUGCUCAGCGGGUAUCUGAUGUGCAGUCACCCUGAGGAUCUGAAGGCAAAGGCUGAAUGGGAGGGAAAAGGCGCUGGAUCACGAUGUAGAUUACUGGACAAACUCCAGACGUACUUGCCCCCCUCUGUAAUGUUGCCCCCUCGGCGGCUGCAGACACUGCUCAGACAAGCCGUGGAGAUGCAGAGAGAUCGCUGCCUUUAUCACAACACCAAACUGGACUCCAGUCUGGACUCUGUGUCCUUACUGCUGGAUCACGUCUGCAGCAGGAAACAGUUUCCCUGUUACACGCAGCAGAUCCUCACAGAGCACUGCAAUGAAGUCUGGUUCUGCAAGUUCUCCAACGACGGCACUAAACUCGCCACCGGCUCAAAAGACACAACUGUGAUUAUCUGGCAGGUGGAACCGGACUCUCAUCAGCUGAAGCUUGUGCGGACUCUGGAGGGUCACGCAUAUGGUGUGUCGUAUCUUGCCUGGAGCCCUGAUGAUGUUUACCUGAUCGCCUGCGGUCCUGACGACUGCUCCGAGCUCUGGUUAUGGAACGUUCAGACAGGAGAACUGCGGACAAAGAUGAGUCAGUCUCAUGAGGACAGCCUGACCAGCGUGGCCUGGAACCCUGAUGGAAAGCGCUUUGUUACAGGAGGACAGAGAGGGCAGUUCUACCAGUGUGAUCUUGACGGAAACCUGUUGGAGUCAUGGGAAGGCGUUCGUGUGCAGUGCCUGUGGUGUAUGACCGACGGCCGGACUGUUCUCGCCUCUGAUACGCACCAGAGGAUCCGUGGCUACAGUUUCGAGGACCUAACAGACAGAAACAUAGUUCAGGAGGAUCAUCCUAUAAUGUCUUUCACUGUUUCUAAGAAUGGAAGAUUAGCUUUGUUAAAUGUAGCAACUCAGGGUGUUCAUCUCUGGGACCUACAGGACCGUGUGUUGGUCAGGAAGUAUCAAGGUGUGACACAGGGUUUCUACACCAUUCACUCCUGCUUCGGUGGACACAACGAGGAUUUCAUCGCUAGCGGCAGUGAAGAUCAUAAGGUAUAUAUUUGGCACAAGCGCAGCGAGCUGCCGAUCGUGGAGUUGACGGGACACACGCGCACAGUGAACUGUGUCAGCUGGAACCCCUGUAUUCCCAGUCUUAUGGCCAGCGCUUCUGACGACGGCACAGUCCGUAUCUGGGGACCUGCACCCUUCCUGGACGCACAAGAGCUGGACGGCCUCAAUGAGAGCUGCAGCAGUAUGGACAGUUGAUGGCAGCCCUGGAACAGAUGACUCGUCGCAUUGGAAAAAUGCAAAAUCCAACAGAGAAAAACACAAUUACAGCAUUGUCCUCCUCCACAACGACGCACGAGCGCAAACGCGAAAGAGAUUCAGAGCCUGGCUUUCAAGAGUCCGGAGGCAGCAGAGACCUGACGCUGAUCCGACCCGCUUCCAUACCGACGGAUCUGAUCUCUUUCCCUCUGCGGGAUUCCCGUGGCUGUUCCCAUUAAUUACCCUUUCAUUAGUCCUGAAGACGAGAGCUGGAGCGCCCGGGCGGGUGUAAUAAACUCACACUCAAUGUUCUUCUCUCUCUCUCGCUCCCGAUCCUCCAGCGGCAGAGGACGAAGCACUUUUUUUAAAAAGAAAUACUAGUCCUAGCAAUUCUCUCUUUUGUUCCUUUAGCAGCUGAUCAGCUUGGGCUUUAGUGUUGAUGGAGUGCUGUAGUUUUUCUGUUUUUUUUUUUUUAAUCUUUCAAAACACAAAUGCAUUGGUUUCAACCGGACUCCCAUGCAUCAGUAGGGGUCAAAGGUCGCCGUUUCGACUGAAUUCUGCUUCAGCCUCCCUCCUGUAGCACAGCCGUGUGUUUGUUUGUGUGUGUGUGUGUGUGUGUGUGUGAGAGAGAGAGUGUAUGGGCGUUCAAAUGUGCCUAAAGUUGGUGUACGUUCGCAUGUGGCACUGUUUUUUUUCACACCAGCUCGAGUGUGUCCCUUGUUUAGCCGUACAAAUCAUUUUAACAGAAUCUGACCGAAGCCCCAGAGACCUUCAUCUGUGGAUCAAAAACUUGAGAACCAUUUUUUUUUUUUUUUUUUUGAUUUUUAAAGAAAGCUGUUAGCGAAGUUCCUUGUUUUCACCACUUACCUUAGAGGUGGCGUUCGGGAGAGAGACUUUGUUAUAUUAGUACAAAUUUAAAUUAACUUUGAGGGCGAAACGCACAGCUUUAAACAGAAAGAUACUGUGACACUCAAACUGUCAAUCAGAUUUUCGGCUCCUGAUGAGGAGUUUGUGGCGUAUAAAUGACCUAUGCAGCAACGUUUGAGCUGAGAGCCCCGUAUAAUGUUUCUCGCAGCAGCCAUACCAGCAGUAAAAUAAACCGUCUCUGACCGCACUACAUAUCCACAACAAUUUCAUCCUGUGCGCUAGUUGAGUUAUAUCCACUCAGUCACCUUUCCUGAGCUGUUUACACCAAAUAUCCGGCUUUUCAAUCCCAUUUUUGAAGAGAAAUGUUUGCUAUGGACUGAUAUUAAAUGUUUGAAAAGAAUUGCUUUUCUGCCUGUUUUUAUGGAAGUUUUUGUUACUUUCUUUGGUUUAAAAUUUUUUUUUUUUUCUUUGGUU